CCCGUCUCGCACCACCACACCAGCAGCCGCAACCGCAGAACCCCUCGCCAAAACGUCUCGCAGCCGCAGCGCCAGUUCCGCGGCGUGCGCAGCAUGAGGGAGCUCACCGACACGGCGGCCCUGUCGGCGUUCCGCACCCGGUUCGAGGCCGGCCGGUCGUUUGACCUCGAGGACGACCUUGAGUUCUGCCCCGGCCUGCUGACCGAAAGCGACUUGGUCUCCAUCUCUGCCUCUGAGCGCUCGUCGCUGGCCAGCAACUCUCCCGAGGCCUCUCCCACCCAGCAGCCUCAGACCGUCGCUCCCGCCUUCUCCCUCAACUCGUCGUCGCCCCCCUUUAUCCCUCCCCCCGCUGUCCAGCCUCUGAACGUGGCCUUCCGCCUGGCCCAGCCCACCGCUACUCGCGGCCGCAAUGCCAUCCCCAUUGUCAACCCCGCCACGGGUGCGUCCAUGCCCAGCCCUCCUCCGUCAAUGUCGCCUGGCCGACUGCAGCAGCAGCCCAUCCGCCGGUGGUAA
This is a messenger RNA of Trichoderma reesei QM6a, 513 nucleotides long. RefSeq lists its product as uncharacterized. The annotation marks the transcript as partial. The record is from RefSeq and is a predicted model, not a curated record. Lineage: Eukaryota; Fungi; Ascomycota; Sordariomycetes; Hypocreales; Hypocreaceae. The transcript has 2 exons.